This is a messenger RNA of Punica granatum (pomegranate), 2347 nucleotides long. The record is from RefSeq and is a predicted model, not a curated record. Lineage: Eukaryota; Viridiplantae; Streptophyta; Magnoliopsida; Myrtales; Lythraceae.
AUGAAAAGGCUUCGAUUGUUUAUAACCAGAAAUUUAUACCAUUGUGGCGAGCCAAUAUGUUUCCCUAACAGAUUAAAGUGGCUCGAGUGGCCUAAGUACACUUUGAAUUUCUUGCCCUUCAGUUCUGGUGGACAGAAGAAUCUUCGAGCGCUGUAUUUGAGCAAAAGCAGCAUCAGAUUUUUGGCAGAGGAUUUUGAGCGAUUCCGAAAUCUGAAAUAUAUUGACUUCAGUUACUGUGGAUUGCUGCACAAGAUUCCUGAUGUGUCCACUUUGAAAAAUCUCGAGAGGCUGGAUCUUUCAGAGUGCAAAAGCCUGGUCUCCGUUCAUCAGUCUCUUGGGUUUCUUGAUAAGCUCGUCCACUUGAAUUUUUCUAACUGCUGUAAGCUCAGAAAAUUUCCGAGAAGUCUAAACUCAAAGCUACUUCAGAGCCUCGUUCUCAAAGAGAACCCUGAUGCCUCACUAUUGUUGGCAUUUUCGAAGCUGAUUUACUUGGAUCUCCAUGGGUGCCGUUUAACAGAAGUUAACUUCUUGAAGGAUCUGCAGCGCCAUUCUACUUUGACUAUAUUAAUAUUAUCAGGAAACAAACUUGUCAGCCUCCCCAGUGAUAUCAGAAAAUUUUCUGCAUUAGAUCAGCCUGACCUGUCAAAUUGCAAGCAACUUCAAGAAAUUGUAGACCUCCCACCAAACAUAAAAAUUUUGCAGGCAGCAGGCUGUGAAUCUCUGGAGAGCUUUCCAUCAUUUUCUGGUGCAUUAAAAUCUCGUCGAAAAGCUUCGAUUAGAAUUGACCUUUCUGGCGGUCACAAGUUGAAUAAGUGCUCAGAUAUAGCUAAUACACCACCAUUGGAGGAAUUGUUUGGAACAACUGUAAUCAGUAUCAUACAUCCAGGAAGUGAAGUCCCGAAUUGGUUUGAGUAUCAAAGCACAGAAAGACAUGUUAGUUUCUCGGUGUCCCCAGAACGCUGCAUGGAUAUAGUUGGGGUGGCCUUCUGUGCUGCUGCGGCAUUAGACAAGCAAGGUGACGCUGAUGUUUAUUGUAAGAUCCAGCUUUCCUUCAACAAGCAAUAUAUAGGCUCUGGUGUAGAAAGUUUCCCUGCUUCAAAGUCGGCCCAGCUGUGGCUGCUUUUCAUUCCAUUGAGCUGUCUUGACCCGGAGCUUGUAUCAUAUGGAUGCAAUCAGUCGGAGGUAUUAUUUGAAGUAUCUAGGAGUGUUUUACAAAGCUGUGGAGUGCAUCUGGUAUUCCAUCAAGGAAGUGAAGGUCGGCCAUACUUUAUCUGUUCCUACUGCAAAAAGGUUUUGGAGGUAGAGGAUGGAAUGACAAAUGGUUUUGGAGGGAGAAGAUGGAAUGAAAGCAUCACUCCUGUAAUUUCAAGAAUCUGGAAGCACAAAUGGUUUUGGAGGGAGAAGAUGGAAUGAAAGCAUCACUCCUGUAAUUUCAAGAAUCUGGAAGCACAAAUGGUUUUGGAACACUUCUGGAAUGAAGAUGAUCUUAGUAAGUGCAAUAAAAAAAAAUGUCUAGUUUGCUCAUUCCCAGACGAUGAGCUUGAAUCUGGUGGAUCUGACACCUUGACUUACAAUGAAUUGAGAUGCAUGGAGCUAUUCGAGCCGUUUGAAACAGUUUCUAGACUCCCAAAUGGAUCCUGGACUUGAGUAAUGAAGCCAUCGCGGCCUUGGUGACUUCGCAAGUAUCGCUGGCAACUUCGCAAGGAUCGCUAUAAAAGGAAGUAAAGAUUUAGUACUCUUAAGUUUCGAUGAUUUUGCCGUCUUCUCACACUACGCAGAAGUGGGGAAACGUGUUUUGUUUAUUGUUCUCUUUAGCUUUGAUUAGUAAGUAAUUGGCUUGAGCUCUGUUUGGCGUUUGUAAAUGGAAGCAAUAUGAUCCAUAUUUGCCAGUAAAUAUUUUCGCAUACAGGAUAAUUUUAAGAUUUUAACGAGAGGAUAGCAAUCGAGAUCCUUGAUUUCUUGAUCCCAUAAAGGAUCGAGGACGCGAUCACGUCUCCUCCCCUGACGCCCUCCUCAUCUAUGAAGGCGUUGAUCCCCACCCAGUAAAGUGCGGCAUAGGUGGGGCACGAAGCCAUUGCAGGUUUCCUCGCCCCUGAAGCUCAAGAAGACGUCAUGGGCGUGCCAGUAGCCAUUCACAGGAUUCGAGGAACCCGUCACUGACAUGGGCUCGAUGUGAGCUGCUUUUGCGGGAGGCAGAGGCAUUAUUGGCUGAACCAAUGUAGUCCUCGGAAUCGAGGGAUCCCAGUUUCUGUUCUUCUUGAUGCGCACUGCCAAAUAAUUAAUUCUCAUGGACAGAUGUUAGCAGCAUUUUGAUGAUUCCGGUGAAAUACAAAACCACAUUUUGAUA